AUGAAUUAUGAUGCUUCCUUAAGCAUCAAACUUCAGUCCAGUAAUGCUACUUCUAUCGGCGGCAUUGUUUAUGUAUCCCUAAGAAUGGACCCACCAUUUAAUAUACAUGACCCCACUGCCGGAAGGAACGGACGGAAUCUCCAGAGCAGAGUGUUCAACCUUCAGACGGACAUAUGGUCGGACCCGAGCACUGAGGCCUUUCUGAGAUACAACUUCUCCGGGGAGAGGCCGCCCUUGGAGGCUCUCUCCGUCUGCUACCGCUUCAGCAUCCAGCAGUACAGAGACGGCGUCUUCUUCCUGUCGUACGCGACGUCGGACGCCCACGAUAACGCCCUUCUGUUCUACCAGAGGGAGGACACGAUGAAUUUCUACUACAACGACGUCGAAGCCUCCGUCAGUAUGAAGCUGUGGGUGGAGGACACACUCGAUGUUUGGCACCACCACUGCCACCUCAUACGAUUCCCCAACUACCGAUUCUAUGUCGACGGUAAGUUGAGAGGUUCCGGAGAAAUGGUCGGAGAAAACGGUGUCUUGCGGAUGAACGGAACUGUCUAUAUAGGUCAGGAGCAGGACAGCUUCGCAGGAGGCCUUGAUCGACUGCAGACCACAAGCGCCUACAUCACUCAGAUCAAUGUGUGGGACUACCUCCUUCAAGAACUCCAAAUAACGGAAAUGGCCUCUUGUCGAGCUAAUCACGUGGGCAAUGUCUUGUCAACCGACGAGAGUAAGUUCGAGGUCAUGAACGUCAUAGCUGAAAACAGAUCUGUUGAAUCGUUUUGUACAGAGAGAAGCGAAUUUACACUCAUCCCCGAAAAGUGGCACCUGGGACCUUCCAUCAAAUUCUGCCAGGUCAGCAACUCCGAAAUCUUCGUCCCAGACGACGAGGGCACGAACGAGCGGCUUUUUAUGGAAACGAGGAGGUUUCUAAGCCAGUGUGGUGGUAAGAGUUACCGACUCCUUCGACUAGGAGCCACUGACAGGGACUCCGAGGGGUCCUGGCGAAAAUUUGGCGAGAAAGAAGUGAUUCCCUUCGCGGCAUGGGCGACUGGCGAGCCAAACGACGGCCUGAAGUCAGACUGCAUCGUCAUGAAGAAGUCGCUGAGCAAGUGGGGAGACGUCGACUGCAAAGACGAGUAUUGUUUCUCGUGCUUAAAAAUCAAGAGCAAGUACCUGCAAAUCCGGGGACUGUGCUACCAGAAGGAACAUCAGUCGAGAUUUAUCCUAGACGGAUACGUCAAUGAUAAACCGUUCUUCAGGGGAUACUACGGCUAUGCCGUCUUCCUUUCCGAGAAUGGACAGUGGAUUCUAAAGGAUAUCCAUGGAAACGUGACCAUGGCUGUCAUGGAGAGAAGAAAAAUCCCUACGACCGAUUACCCACUGGGGCGCCACAAGUGGACGGUAGUAACCGCCUUUUGUCAAAAUCUGGAAAACGACGGCGUAGAAAUCAGCUUAUCUCCUUGCACGACGGAAGAGUUCACCUGCUCUGACGGCUCUUGCGUUCCAGCCACCGCUAGAUGCAACCUCUUGAGCGACUGCCUGGACGGGAGUGACGAAGACCGCUGCAACCUCCUGGAAUUCCACGAGGGUUAUCACGGGCAUCGACCCCCUCCCGGAAUCACCCCGAAAGAUCCUCUGGAAAUCAACCCCACCAUCAACAUCGUUAGGUUCUCCAAUAUCGAUGACAUCAGCUUAGCCAUCAAUAUGGAACUGGAGGUUAUUCUGCGCUGGACGGACCGCAACCUCGGGUACAAGAACUUGAAAAGGCAGACCGAAAACAAACUGUCCUCAGAAGAAGAAGGCAAAGUGUGGAUCCCAGAAUACGAGUUUUUGAAUGUGAAUGAUGGACGCUUGCAGGUUCUCAAGAGGACGGUUUUUGUGAACAGAACGGGCCACCCCGACCCUCCGCACUUCAAUGACGUCGAGAUGGACACGAUCUUCCCAUCCACCAGCGGAGAGAUGGCUCAGCGCAUUCUCUACUCUGCCUCUUUCAAUUGCAACUUCCGCCUAUUCUAUUAUCCAUUCGACGUGCAGACGUGCAGCGUACUUCUGAAGCUCACUUCGGCCACCUCAGCUGUUAUUACCUUCAAGAACGCCAGCGUAGAGUACCAGGGACUAAAAAACCUUCCUAAAUAUGCUGUGAGGGAAAUUUCAGCCUCACUUUUGAACAUUAACAGCAACGAUGCGCUCGAGGUCACGUUUCAACUGGAACGUCGAUAUUCUCUGCUCGUGUUGACCAUCUUCAUACCCACUGGUCUUCUCCUGGUCAUAGGGUACACCACGUUGUUCGUCAAACUGCAGUUGCUUCAGGUCCGCGCCAUCAUGACGCUGACGACCUUGCUCGUUCUGUACACCCUUUUCAACCAAGUCUCAAGCAACCUUCCGGACACGGCCUACAUCAAGAUGGUCGACGUGUGGUUCUUCUUCUGCAUCUUCCUGAUCUUCUCCGUCAUCGUCCUUCACAUCGUGGUGGAGAACCUCGAUCCUGGCGUGCCCAAGGGGCAGCAGAGCCAAGUCAUCAAGGUCGCCCCAAGCGCCGGCCUCCGUCCCAGAUCCAACCCGGUUGCAACGACUAUAGAUUCGUUGGCGUCUAGCCCGUGCUGCUGCCUGCUGACAGCGAAUGGCCUCCUCCGCUUCGUCAGGAUUUACUUGUAUCCGCUCGUGCUGCUGACGUUCAACCUCGUCUUCUGGAUCAUGAUACUGAGUAAAUGAAAAGGCCUAAAAGCAAAAGGACGCCACCCUUCUUAGCAAUGGAUUCCAUUGCUGCUUCUCCUACUUCAUUCUUGUUGGUUCCU
Molecule: messenger RNA, 2792 nt
Organism: Macrobrachium nipponense
Lineage: Eukaryota; Metazoa; Arthropoda; Malacostraca; Decapoda; Palaemonidae
Exons: 10
Coding region: 1-2709 (902 amino acids)
Biological process (GO): chemical synaptic transmission; regulation of membrane potential; signal transduction
Cellular component (GO): synapse; plasma membrane; neuron projection
Molecular function (GO): transmembrane signaling receptor activity; neurotransmitter receptor activity; protein binding
Source: RefSeq, a predicted model, not a curated record